AAAAAACCCCCAGCCAUACCUCCCGAGAUAUUUCGAGUGCUUAAUAUACCCCAAAAUGAUUAUAGUAUACCUACAAAUGAUUCCACCAAUAGAUAUGUUCCAUACAGAAAUGCUCAAUAUAAAGGAAAAACAUAUAUUUAUAUGGAAGGAAACGAACCGGACGAUUAUAUUGGUAAUAUAUCUUCUUCGGAUAUCACUUCUUCGUCAGAACGUGAAUAUGAAGAAAUGGAUAUAAAUGAUAUAUAUAAACCACUUGGUCCUAAAUAUAAAACAUUGAUUGAAGUGGUACUAAAACCUAGUACAAAUAAUAACGUACAAGAUACUUAUACAGAUGAUGUGAAAAAUAAUAGUGAUAUACCCAUCAAUAAAUUGACUGAUGAAGAAUGGAAUGAAUUAAAAAAGGAUUUUAUUUCACAAUAUUUAAAUAAUAUAGGACCUGAUGUACAAUUAAAUAAUGAGUUACAAUCAGAUAAUAUUCCCAAGCAUAUCCAGCCUGAUAUUAUACAUAAUAAUAUGGAAGAAAAACCUUUUAUUACAUCCAUUCAAGAUAGAAAAUUAUAUAGUGAUGAUGGCGAUAUUGUUAGUUAUAAUAUAGAUUGGAAUGUUCCAAAAAAUAUUAGCUCUAAUACUACAGAUGAUCCAAAAUAUGUUUCAUCAAAUGAUCAAUAUACUGGAAUUGAUUUAAUUAAUGAUUCUUUAAAUAAUUAUGAACAUAUUGAUAUAUAUGAUGAGUUGUUCAAAAGAAAAGAAAAUGAAUUAUUUGGAACAAAACAUCGAAAAAAUACAUCAACAAAUAGUGUUGCUAAACAAAUUGGUAGUGAUCCUAUAAAUAAUCAAAUAGAUUUGUUUCAUAAAUGUCUAGAUAGACAUAGAGAUAUGUGCGAAAAAUGGAAUAAUAAGGAAGAAAUUUUGAACAAAUUGAAUGAAGAAUGGAAUAAAUCAAAUAACGAACAUGUAUUAUAUAUACCUUUGAACGACAACGCUGAUGAUAUUAAUACAAUUAAUAAUGAAAAUUAUAAUAUGAUUAAUGCAAACAAACAUGAACGUAAUCACAAAACAUCUCUUGAACAUCUUGGAUCUACAAAUAUUCCUCCUAAUGAUCUUACAACGCAAAAUAAUGGUUCUCAAGAAAAGAAUUUACGCACAAAUGUAUCUAUAAAUAUACAUUUUGAUGAAAAUAAUAAUAAUAAUAAUGUGUUAACCAAUAAUGUAACGCAUGAAGAGGAUCAUUUGGAAAAUAUGUACAAUUUUUGA
Plasmodium gaboni is the source of this 1254-nucleotide messenger RNA. RefSeq names its product putative EMP1-like protein. The transcript has a single exon. The record is from RefSeq and is a predicted model, not a curated record. The annotation marks the transcript as partial. NCBI's taxonomy places the organism in Eukaryota, Apicomplexa, Aconoidasida, Haemosporida, Plasmodiidae.